Loa loa (African eye worm) is the source of this 672-nucleotide messenger RNA. RefSeq lists its product as hypothetical. The record is from RefSeq and is a predicted model, not a curated record. Lineage: Eukaryota; Metazoa; Nematoda; Chromadorea; Rhabditida; Onchocercidae. The transcript is spliced from 6 exons. Gene Ontology annotation, molecular function: metallocarboxypeptidase activity; zinc ion binding. Gene Ontology annotation, biological process: proteolysis. The coding region runs from base 1 to 672 and encodes 223 amino acids.
AUGAUCGGUAAUCCAAUACAAGCAAAUGAAAAACGUAUCAUAUGGAUUGAUGGUGGUAAUCAUGCACGAGAAUGGCCAGCAUUUCAUACGGCUACAUUUUUUAUUAACAAGCUUGUAACAGAAUAUGGGAAAGAUCCGGAAAUUACGAGAUAUGUUGAUAAACUGAAUUUUUAUAUACUUCCGAUACUUAAUCCGGAUGGUUUUGUAUUUUCUCGCACAUCAAAAUCUUCUUUGAUUAGGCAUUGGCGAAAAAAUCGUGCUCCUGAAAAUUGUACCGGUAGUAUACUAUUCAGGAAAAAUUUAUGCUGCGAAGGAGUUGAUCUCAAUCGAAAUUAUGAUUUUGGUUUUCAGCAAACUUUUUAUCCAUUUAAUAAUUCAUGUUCCGAUGAAUAUCAAGGACCAUUUCCAUUCAGUGAACCGGAAUCACGAGCAGUGCGAGAUUUUAUCACAUCAAAUGAGUUACGAUAUAAAACAGAUGCAGUUAUAAGCAUGCAUACUCAUGGACAACUUAUCAUUCUUCCAUACAAUCAUCGCCGUAAAGCAUAUCCUAUCGAUUAUGAUGAUUUGAUGGCUGUAGCUCAAAAGGCAAAAAAUGCAAUAAAAAAACAUAACGGACAUGAUUAUAACAUUGGUACUGCUGCUGAUAUGCUUGAAGUUCUCGUUGGAUUUUAA